Molecule: messenger RNA, 4091 nt
Organism: Salarias fasciatus (jewelled blenny)
Lineage: Eukaryota; Metazoa; Chordata; Actinopteri; Blenniiformes; Blenniidae
Gene: ehbp1l1b
Product: EH domain binding protein 1-like 1b
Exons: 24
Coding region: 410-3595 (1061 amino acids)
Molecular function (GO): protein binding
Source: RefSeq, a predicted model, not a curated record
CAAGCAGAUGUAUAUUGCAACAAACCCGCAGGCUUUAGUAAACCGGGUCUCCCACAUGUGGGUCAGAGGAUUCAGAGAGGAGGGGGGUGACAGCGAGAAGUGUGUGGUUCAAACUUUAACCGCGUGCCAGUCAGGACGCCGUGAAUGACAGCAAGCAAGAGUUGUUUGUUUUUUAUUUUUUCCUUUUUAACGCUGUCUUAACUGCGCUUUUCCUCCCUCUUUUGGUCAUUUUCCUACAUGUGCGUGAUUCAGCGCGUUACCAAUGAGCGCAAGUCGCGGCUUGCGUGAGCUUCAUCAUCAUCAUCAUCUUCAGCAGCGGAGGAGGAAGAAGAAAACCUUUUAAAGUCGGAUUAUUAUCGAGCUGCGACGGAUUUCUGCGUCCUCCCGUUUUAUUUUGAAGGCAGACACCAUGACUUCGGUAUGGAAAAGACUGCAGCGAGUCGGUAAAAAGGCUUCAAAGUUUCAGUUCGUCGCGUCUUACCAGGAAAUAGUUUUGGAGUGUACAAAGAAAUGGCAACCAGACAAGCUGAGGGUGGUGUGGACCAGGAGGAACAGACGCAUGUGUUCCAAGCUCCACAGUUGGCAGCCUGGGAUCAAGAACCCGUACGUGGGCAUGGUGGUGUGGCCCGUCCCGGAAAACAUUGACAUCUCUGUCACUCUCUUCAAGGAUGCCAAUGCAGAGGAGUUUGAGGAUAAAGAGUGGACCUUUGUCAUUGAGGGUGAGAACAAGGGUCACCGGAAAGUGCUGGCAUCGGCUGACAUCAACUUGAAACGCUUCGCCAGUCCCACGCCCACCCAGACCGACCUGACCCUGCAGCUCAAGCCGCUGUCCGUCAAAGUGGUCCAGGCCUCGCUCAAGCUGUCGCUGUCCUGUGUCUUUGUCCGCGAGGGAAAAGCCACGGAUGAAGACAUGCAGAGUCUUGCCAGUCUGAUGAGCGUUAAACCAGCAGAUAUCGGCAACUUGGACGACUUCAACGAGAGCGACGAAGAGGAGGAGAAGAAGUCUGUGACUGCUUCAGUUGUUCCACACACUCUCACUCGGCCUAAUCGCCCCGCUCCCCCUCCGCCUGACAAGCGAAACUCUACUGGAGCCUCGCUUCCAGCCACAGCUCCUUCUUCAUACCAGCGGCGCCUCCCAGAGGCCCGGCCAGCAGAUGACCCUGCCUCGCUCUCUGGCCGUUCUCAUGUUUUCAAACCUCAGAUUGUCAAGUCCAUCCCUCGUCCCACGUCUCCCUCUCCUUUCUCUGCUGCCGCUCCUCUUGUGUCAACGCCUCCUCCUCCCAAAUCUCACACUCCACAGUCAGGCGCUCAAGCAGCGUGGUUGCCAUCUGGCUCAGCUCCAGCAGGGGGCGACAUCUCCCCAGUCCCUCUCUUAAGCAGUCCUGAUCUGGAUGCUCUGUGUGAUCCAGAGGCUCCUGCCUCCAUCCCCUGCUCCUCCCACCCCCACUCCUCCUUCCUCUCCUCCACUGUCACUGUCUCUCCUCCCUCUGGUCCUCCUGUUCACAUCAGCUCCUCUCUCUCAGGUUCUACGUACCCCAUCAUUGAAGAAACAACUGAAACAGCCAAAGAGACAACCCAAAGCGCUCCGAGUCAAGGACUUCAAAACGACCAGACAGCCGCAAACAGCAGAAAAUCCAACCAGUCAGUCGGAGCAGGACUCAAUUCACAUGCAGGCGCCACAGAAAACAAAGCGGGACCAAAAAGAAUCAGAGAAGAUGCUGCAGAAGAGGACACCCCUGUGAAGCCAGCGAAAGACUUGAAAGAUUCAGAGGGAAAGCCAAACGUCCCACCGACUGCUCAGCCCGGCGCACCGCCAGUCAAAGAGGAGCCCAAAGAGCCAACGGGACCCGUUGUGGAACCAGCAACCUCACGCGAGGCUUCCCUCAAACCCGGCGGCGCAUUCCCCACUUUGGCACUCGAGCCUCUGUCGCCCUCAAAACCAGAACCAGGACUGCGGCAGGAACCAGAACCCCAGCCGUCAGGGAAAGCACCGCAGGAGGGAGCAGAUGAGGAGAGACCGGCCGAUGCCGUGGCUGGCGGUCAGGAGACUCGCAUCAACAACAAGGAACCGGCGUGCGAGGCAGAGCGGCAGCUGUGGGCCGCUGUGGAGGAGACCACCGCAGAGACCGGAGCGGAAAGACGGACGGAAAGUAGUGCGAGCGCCGAAGAGAAGGGGGAGAAGCAGAAAGACGAGACGGAGGAUGAGAAGGAGGGUGUGAUAGGGGGACGAAAACGGCAGCAGAAUAAGGUCAAUGAUGACAGAGAGAGGAAACCAUCAACCGAGCCUGAGAGCAGCUCCAUGUCUCCUUAUCACUGUGAAAUGAAGGCAUCUCGACUCCCUACCCUAACAGAAGAAGAAACUCCAGCUUCGGUCCGGGAGGAGGCCGAUGGGAAGGAAAACACGAGGGAGGAUCUGGUGAACUCCAGCCAGUCGCUGCUCCAGUGGUGUCAGUCCAUCACCAACGAGUACAAGGGAGUGAAGGUCACCAACUUCAGCACGUCCUGGAGAAACGGCCUCGCUUUCUGUGCCAUCCUGCACCACUUCCAUCCAGAAAAAAUAGAUUUUGACAAGUUGGAUUCUCAUGACAUCAAACUCAAUAAUAAAAAGGCGUUUGAUGGCUUUGAGGCUCUGGGAAUCUCUCGUCUGUUGGAGCCCUCCGACAUGGUCCUGCUGUCCGUCCCCGACCGGCUCAUCGUCAUGACCUACCUCAGCCAGAUCCACUCGCACUUCACCAACCAGGAGCUGAGCGUGCUGCAGAUCGAGCACAACAGCAGCCAGUCCAGUUACGGCCUGGCCCUCUCCGGCCCCGCCCCCAAUAAGGUCGACGCUGCCGCCUUCUGCAUGGCCAGACUGAACGACGGAGUGAGUCUCGAAGAGGGAGGGAGCAGCACUUUGGUCGUCCCACCCCCGAGAACCAAAAGACCAGUUAAAGGUGAUGAGUGUGUGACUCCAGUCCCGCCUCCACGGUCAGCUGCCAAGACGGUCAGAUCUGGUACUACUCAGGAUGAAGACAUGAUGACUUCCUCUGUGACAGAAAACCAAAAAGAAUCACAGACUGUAGCUGAUGUUCAACCUAAACAGGACGAGGAAACAAUGUGUCUGCAGGACACCAGCCAGUACGUGCUGAGCGAGCUGGCGGCUCUGGAGACGGAGCAGAAGCACAUCGACAGCAGGGCCGCCGUGGUGGAGCGACGGCUGAGGAGCCUCAUGGAAACGGGAAGUGACCGGGACGAAGAGGAAAGGCUGAUACAGGAGUGGUUCACUCUGGUGAACAAGAAGAACGCUCUGAUCCGCAGACAGGACCACCUGGAGCUCCUACAAGAGGAGCAAGAUCUGGAGAGAAGAUUUGACCUUCUGACCAGAGAACUACGAGUCAUGAUGGCCAUCGAAGACUGGCAGAAGUCGUCCACUCAGCAGCAGAGGGAGCAGCUGCUGCUCCAGGAGCUGGUGUCUCUGGUCAACCAGAGGGACGAGAUCAUCAGAGACAUCGACGCCAAGGAGAGAGGUGCGCUGGAGGAGGACGAGCGUCUGGAGCGAGGUUUAGAGAUGAGGAGGAGGAAAUACAGCAAUAAAGAUAAAUGUGUGCUGCAGUGAGAAGAUUUAAAAAAUACUUUCAGGACUCCCAUUUUUUAAGAGCUUUUGUUUUUCUAGAGAGAAUAACUGCAAAGAGUGUUUUUAUUAUUUUCAGUCUGUCUUAAUGUAUUAUUAAAAUUUAAAUUCUGUUGCCUUAUUAUUAUUUAUUUAAAUGUGUCAGGUUAUUGUAUAUCUAUUGCACAUUUGGUAUUUUGAGUGUCUGUGUGUUAAGUGAGUUUAUUCAGUAUUCAAACACUGGCGUUUAUCAUGUUUUUUGUGGUGAGAGGUAGAUGAAGCUCCAGACAGUCGAGACUUUAGUCUCUCCCAGUUAAAGCCAAAGCGUGCCUUCUAACUUUUAUAGAGCUUUAUGAUUGAAAUUUUUUCCGAGCGUUUUUGCUGAGGUUUAUUUUGCACCCUGAAAAAUGUUUAUUGACAAACCAGGACAUAUCAGAUAUAGGAAUAUAGUCACAUGAGCUGGACUCAAACCCUCUGUGCUGUUAAAGCAGGUUUUGUGUUU